This is a messenger RNA of Sebastes umbrosus (honeycomb rockfish), 2215 nucleotides long. RefSeq lists its product as uncharacterized. The transcript has 7 exons. NCBI's taxonomy places the organism in Eukaryota, Metazoa, Chordata, Actinopteri, Perciformes, Sebastidae. The record is from RefSeq and is a predicted model, not a curated record. The coding region runs from base 143 to 1036 and encodes 297 amino acids.
GAUUGGCUGAGCCGUGUUAUUGUCGCGGCGGGGUGGGGAGAGACACAGACACGAUGAGGAGGACUGAAUCCAGGAGGUAACCCUCAUUUUGCCAAAGUGGCUCACUGGUCCUGAGAUUGGAAGCUGUUGCUCUUCAGGAAGAAUGUACUGCAGGAGUGUGUGCUGUAACCGCUGGUCAUCCGAGGAGAGGUUAGAUGGGAAAACAGUCAUCAUCACCGGAGCCAACACUGGUAUUGGAAAAGAGACGGCCAGAGACCUGGCGAGAAGAGGUGCACGCAUCGUCAUGGCGUGCAGAGACCUGGAGAGAGCAGAGGAGGCUCGGACGGAUAUUUUGGAAGACACGGAAAAUGAGAAUGUGGUCAUCAGGAAACUGGAUCUCUCGGACACCAAGUCCAUCAGAGUGUUUGCUGAACUCAUCAACAAAGAGGAGAAACAAGUGAAUAUCCUGAUAAACAAUGCAGGCGUCAUGAUGUGUCCCUACUCCAAGACUGUUGACGGGUUUGAAAUGCAGUUAGGUGUCAAUCAUUUGGGUCACUUCCUGUUGACUUACCUGCUGCUGGACCUCAUCAAGCGUUCAGCUCCUGCCCGUAUCGUCGUCGUGGCGUCGGUGGCCCACACUUGGACCGGGCUUCGACUGGAUGACAUCAACAGCGAGAGGAGUUACGAUACCAUGAAGGCGUACGGGCAGAGCAAGCUGGCCAACGUCCUCUUUGCACGCUCACUCGCCAAACGGUUACAAGGUACAGGGGUGAGUGUGUUCUCCCUGCACCCGGGGGUGGUGCAGUCUGACCUGUGGAGGCACCAGCACCAGUGUAUCCAGGUGGCAGUGAAGAUCUUCAGGAUUUUCACCAAGACAACACUGGAGGGAGCACAGACCACCAUCUACUGUGCCGUGGAGCCAGGCCUGGACAGCCAGAGCGGAGGGUACUUCAGUGACUGCGCUCCUGCAAGGUGCUCAAGGGCGGCUUCUGAUGACGACUCGGCCCAAAAGCUGUGGGAGAUCAGCUGCAACUUGCUUGGCAUCACCUGGCAGUGAACAGCGGCAAAUUAACCGUGCAGUGAGAGGACAUUGUAUUCUACGUAUCAUCUUUUAAAGAGCACUUUUACGCACUUUUAUAUAGAGGUAUUAAUGUUACUGUUAAUGUUGUGAAACAAGUGCGUUUUAUAACAGAGCAGUACAAAAGUCAUUGGAUCACUACCGAGAGCUCUUUUAUUUUGUAAAAUAUCAAAUUGAAUCAGACGUUUUAGUCAAAUUGUAUUUAUGAGACAAGAUUGCAUGAUGAAAACUUUACGUCUUUUUACUGUACUUUUACCAACCCAUGUGGGAAUUCUUUGCUUAGUCAGUUUUGUAUCUUGAGUGCAGAUGCUGUUCUAUCUUGUGAGCUUGUAAAGACGUUAGCCAGCUUGGUCUUGCUUUGGAUGAAAAUACACUACAUGCCCCUGACAAACUUUGACUUCCAGUGGGACAGUUUUCGGCACUGAUGAGAACAAUUUGGCUCUAAAAGUUUACAAAAGCACACAUAUACAGACAAUAAAUACUAGGUAAUGGAUAGAAGAGCAUGGAAGAGACGGAAAAAAAGUGUCAAGCUCUUCUUCAGACUAUUUUUUCCGUCUCUGAUAAUUUGUCUCCAAAAGAACUUUUUCAAAGUAACAUUUAUGUACAUCAGUGAACACAUACACUAUUGUGGUUGAUAGUUAAAGCACUUGUUCAGCUUUUGUAUCACUUAAAGUAUUAUAAUGUGCAUUUAUUGAUCAGUAAAAACAUGAACCAUUGGUCUAAAAUGAUUCCUUUUUUCUCAUUGACCAGCCUAGUAUCACGUGAUCUGCAGUCUCAGAUGCCUUUGUGUUAGACGAGGAAGGAAAAACCUAAAAUUCUAUUUAUGUGACAACAUGUUCAUAAUGUAAAAAUUAAACUAGACUGGCUUAACAUAUCUGCUUGUCUGCGACUUUUGCUUAAAAAUGACUGUGUACAUGAGUUCUGAGUGUAUUUAGUUAAUGUUUCCAAGCUGUUAGGUUGACCUUUUCAGGUGCAGUAAUGUGACACAUGGGACACAUUUAACCUUUUAGAUUUAAAAGAGAUUAGGUAAGUUCAGUGUAUUAACAAUGAGAGAAUUGAGGGUCUUAAAGUCUUAGCCAUGCCACCCAAACAGAUGACUGCACAUGUAUUUCAAUGUGAAUCACUCCAUGGUUGAUUCAUUAAAAUGUAAAAAAGUAA